AUGCCCCUGCUCAAGCUCACCACAAAAGAUGCGUCGCCUUGGCUCUGGGUGGAAAACACAUGGGCAGUCAUCCUGUGUGCUUUGGCUCUUGUCUUGCACCUCAUUGUACGAGGUCAUGAGUAUGGACUGGAGGACUUGCUUCUCAUUCUGGCGUUCAUCCUCGCCAUGGCGUCGCUUGGAUGUAUCUAUCAAGCGCUCCAUGAUGGACUGGGUAUCUCUCAUCGCAGCUUACCAGAAGAGCAAACCCUUCGGAUUGCCUCAUUAGUCAUGAAGAGCUCGUGUUUGUGUUUCGUUGCAGACGGCUUCUCGAAACUUUCGACAGUGGCAAUGCUGUACAAGAUCAUCUGCAGAGGCACCAUGAGAGACAAGAAGUACAUUGCAGUGUUUGCUAGUGUUUCAGGGCUCACCGCUAUCUGGGCGAUUUCCGCUGCUGCUACUUGGGCUUCUCGUUGUUCGCAACUACAUCUAUCACCUGCGCCUCAGCCAGUGGUCUGCAGUCGUAAUGCAAAGAGCCUUGAGGCGAUUCUAAUUCUCAGCAUCAUCAUCGAGCUGUUCAUCUUUCUGUCGUCAUCAUAUUUGUUCUGUGGACUCAACAUGAAGAUGCAAUACAAAGUCACCGUCAUAAGUAUAUUUGGCAUGAGACUGCCUCUUAUACCAAUCUCAAUUGCUUUCGUCGUUGCCUUCAAUCAUUACAUCGACUCAGAGAACAGCUCCACGAUCGUGUAUGGAUCCGCGCUUCACUGGCAAAUCGCUCUGGUUGGUUACAGCUUUCUCGCGACAGCGAUUCAACCCUUGAAGCGUGCUGCGACUAGCCUCAGUACUCACACGAAAGUACCUGUGAGCAACGCUAGCCGAGGUUCCAAGUCCGGACAGUCUUCGAAGUUACGCUCAGUGAGCAAGACCCGACAGUCGCGCUUUUUGACUCCGCCGCCACUGCCUUCAACUCGUUCAAGUUCGCGAGUAGAAGGCCAAUUAGACUCUGACUCGAUCGAGAGUCAUGGAUCUCAGGAUCGCAUUGUGAAGAAGACGGAUGUUCAAAUCACCUACAGCGACGACGGAAGGGCCUGA
Molecule: messenger RNA, 1068 nt
Organism: Aureobasidium melanogenum CBS 110374
Lineage: Eukaryota; Fungi; Ascomycota; Dothideomycetes; Dothideales; Saccotheciaceae
Exons: 6
Coding region: 1-1068 (355 amino acids)
Source: RefSeq, a predicted model, not a curated record